Messenger RNA from Exaiptasia diaphana, 3018 nucleotides. Its product is annotated as DNA ligase 4. Gene Ontology annotation, cellular component: DNA-dependent protein kinase-DNA ligase 4 complex; DNA ligase IV complex. Gene Ontology annotation, molecular function: ATP binding; DNA ligase (ATP) activity; DNA binding. The record is from RefSeq and is a predicted model, not a curated record. Gene Ontology annotation, biological process: double-strand break repair via nonhomologous end joining; nucleotide-excision repair, DNA gap filling; DNA recombination. The coding region runs from base 1 to 2775 and encodes 924 amino acids. NCBI's taxonomy places the organism in Eukaryota, Metazoa, Cnidaria, Anthozoa, Actiniaria, Aiptasiidae. The transcript is spliced from 29 exons.
AUGGCGGCUUCCAGUGGAGGUAGUUGUGUUGCUGCUGAAGUUCCCUUCCGUGACUUGUGCGGGUUGUUGGAGAAAAUAUCCAGCACAAGUGGAACAGAAAAGAAAAGAAAUUUAUUGAGUAAAUUCAUUGACGCUUGGAGAGGAGCGCAUACCAAAAUUCAUGGUGAUUCAAAAACGACAGACUCCCUAUAUCCAGCAAUAAGACUACUACUGCCUCAACUUGAUAAGGACAGAUCAGCAUAUGGAAUGAAAGAGGUUGUUCUUGCAAAGUAUUAUAUUGAAAUACUCAGCAUAAGCAAAGACAGUGUUGAUGGCCGGAAACUACUGAAUUAUCGCAAUCCUGGAGCAACAAAGCAGGGUUUGGCUACUGACUUUGCCAGUGUAGCAUAUUUUGUUCUUAGAAGUAGAUGUCCAACCCAAGGAAGUUUAAAUGUUGAGCAAGUCAACAAGUACCUUGAUGAUAUUGCACAAGCAAAUUUGGUCAAGAAAAGAGAUGAAAUUAAAAAAACUUUGCAAAUUUUGCUAAGAAAUACCAACGCUAUUGAACAGAAAUGGCUUAUCAGGAUCAUUCUAAGAGAUCUUAAAACUGGUUUAAGUGAGAACUCAGUCCUUGGUGUGUUUCAUCCUGAUGCUCUUGAGCUGUACAAUAUUUGUAACAGUCUAAUGAAGGUUUGUCAAGACCUUCAUGAUCGUUCCAUCAGGAUGAAUGAAGUUGAAAUUACACUUUUCUCACCAUUUCGACCAAUGCUAGGUCAGAGAGGCUCAUUGGAUGAGAUUGAGAAGCUGAUGGAGCACCAAACUUUCUAUAUCGAAGAGAAAGUUGACGGAGAGCGAAUGCAGCUUCAUAAAGAUGGCAACAACUACAAAUAUUACUCCAGAAGUGCUAAUGAGUACACUCACGUAUUUGGUGCAAACUCUAAAGAUGGUUACCUAACUCCUCACAUUGCUGACUACUUUGACAGUUCAACCAAGUCAUGUAUUCUAGAUGGGGAGAUGGUUGUUUUUGACACUGAAAAUGAUGUGUUUUUAACCAAAGCAACAAAUCUGGAUGUCAAAUCAGACUCAACAUAUAACAAAGGUCAUCACCCAUGUUUCAUUGUGUUUGACAUUCUCCUUCUGAAUGGAAAAAAGCUGGCAAAUGUGCCGUUAAUGGAAAGACUGUCAUCACUGACCAAGGUGUUCAAGUCUCGACCAGGUUAUAUCCAGUGCGUUGACAGGAAAAGUGCUACCACAAAAGCUGAAGUACUUAGUGCUCUUAAUGACGCUAUUGAUCGACGUGAGGAGGGUUUAGUCAUCAAAUCACCAAACUCUGUUUACAAACCUAAUGUCAGAAAUGGAAGUGGUUGGUUGAAAAUCAAGCCAGAGUAUGUGGAUAGCUUGAGUGAAGAUCUUGAUGUUCUUAUAAUGGGUGGUUAUUUUGGAGUUGGGCGUCGAAGUGGUAUGGUAUCUCAUUUCCUGUGUGGUGUGGCUGUCCCACCGGACCAUCGAGGUCAACAUCCAAACCAGUUUUAUUCAUUCUGUAAGGUUGGUACUGGGUACACGCUAAAUGAACUGAAAGAACUUGGUCAAAAGUUAAAACCACAUUGGCAGCCGUUUAAGACCAACAAACCACCAACAAGUAUAAUACUGGCAUCUGGAUUCAAAGAAAAGCCAGAUGUAUGGAUUGAGCCGUCCAAGUCAGUGAUUGUACAGGUCAAAGCCACUGAAAUCAUUGCUUCAGAAAGGUUCAAGGCAGGAGUGACUUUGAGGUUUCCAAGGUUGGAAUGUGUGCGAGAUGAUAAAAAAUGGUAUGACUGCCUGGACGUAAAAGAACUACACAAGUUACGAACAAUAGCUCAAGGAAAGCUUACACAUCAACACACAAACCCCGAUGACACAUCCCAACAACCUUCACGUAAGAAAAGACGCGUGGCCCCGCGCAUUGAACAACCUCGCGCUGUUGCGGCGCAGUUUCGACCUGCAGACGUGUCUUCUGUUAUAGAGGUAUCAAAACUUUUUGAUGGCAAGGAGUUCUGUGUUAUAAACGGACCAUCUACUCACUCAAAAUCCAUUCUUGAGAAGAAAAUUGUUGAGCAUGGAGGGACAUUCACACAGAAUCCUGGUCCCGAGACAUUUUGUGUUGUGGCAGAUAGGCUCAACUUACGGGUCAAUAAUAUCAUCAAAGAUGCUAAAUACGAUGUUGUUAAGGCUUGUUGGCUGGUAGAUUGCCUGGAUCGAAAAACGCUGUUACCUUGGUUACCUAGUCACAUGUUCCAUUCCUCGCCAUCCACCGAGAAGCAGUUUGCUAUGGAAUACGAUUGCUAUGGUGACAGCUUUACACAAGAUGCAACGGUGGAUUCCUUGAAAAAAGCCUUUAAUGACUUUGAUAAAGAUGAUACCGCCCCAAACCAUGCCAUCACUCUUGACGAGAUUGCCGAGAUAGAACAACGUUAUUAUCCAGGCGAUUCUCCCCUUGGUUUAUUUAGACCAUGUCGUGUAUAUUUGGAUCAAUAUAAAAACAUAGAUGACAGCACCACGGGCAUCAAGGACUGUAGUUUAGAGGUAACAGCACUUGAACUGCGCAUGUACGGCGCAUCAAUAAGUAAAGAAUUUGACGAAAAUGUCACUCAUGUGGUCGUAGACAUAAGAGAUCUCUCUCGAAKCCAUCAACUGCGUACUAAGAUGAGGAGUCGCCAUCAAAAACACCAUAUCGUCAGCCAAGACUGGGUAUCUCAAAGUAUUGAACAACAGAAGUUACAACAAGAACUCCUUCACUCUGUACAAUUGGAUACAUAGCAUUACGCCCAAGACAAUGUCUAUUUUAAAUGCUUGAAAAAUCGAAUGAAAAGUGAAAGAAAUUGGACGAAAUUAUUAUUGUAUAUAUUGUUCGUGUUUGUUCUAAUUCUUUCCAUUUCCUGGCUGUCUGAGCUGUCAGCCGAAAGUUAAAAUCAUAUGAGUUCAAACCUAUGAUCCAAUAUAGUACACAUAGAUUAAAAGGUGGUUGGUACAAGUUUUCAAGGAAUAAGAAUAUAUUUUGUA